AUGAUUCCCCGUUCACGCCUUUCGGGACGCCUCGUUCUCGAGCGCUCUCUCGUUCACGCAUCACGAGCAUCUUCCGAAGCCACCGCGGCUCGCUGGACUUCUUCCCCCGCCUACCGCAACCAUCACAUCUGCGGACGCCGGCUUCCCGUUAUUCAGCCCCGGCUCGCCGCCGCUGCUUUUUCCACGUCCGCCCGAGUCGCCAAGGAGAGGGAUAACAAUGAUAAGGGUUUCUUCGAGUCUGCGAUAGAGCCAUUGACAGAGCCCUUGUCCGAAGAGGAGGCCAAGGCCAACGUCGAGAACAAGCGCAAGGAAGGUGAUGGAACAAUAUUGGCCGAGUCGAAGAACCCAGGCCCUGACUCACCUGGGUCCGGAAAGAACGAUAACGGUAGUCAGUCGCAAGAUGGAAAGGCAGGAAGCGCCGCAGGAGGUUCUGGCUCAGGAUCUGGUGGCGACAACUCUGGUGGUGAUGGAGGUCGUCGUGGCCGGAAACCUUCUUCCGAGAAGGCCCUCCAGAAGCCUGUCGUCCCUGAGGUCUACCCCCAAGUUCUAGCCAUUCCUAUUGCCCGAAGGCCGCUUUUCCCUGGUUUCUACAAGGCGAUUACUAUUAAGGACCCCGAGGUGGCCAAUGCAAUCACCGAGUCGAUCAAGCGUGGCCAGCCGUAUGUCGGUGCCUUCUUGUUCAAGGACGAGAACGAGGAUGAGGAUGUGAUCCGGAACCCUGAUGACGUCUAUGACGUUGGUGUCUUCGCCCAAAUCACAAGUGCUUUCCCCAUUCACGGCCAAGAAGGUGCUCUAACUGCUAUCCUCUACCCUCAUCGCCGUAUCAGAUUAUCCAGUCUACUGCCUCCCGGCGGCCAAGAUGCUGCUAAGAAGGGUGACUCCAAAACCGAACCUGCACCCGAACCAAUUCCCCAGAAGCCCGUCGAGGAGGAGGUUACCCCUGAGAAGAAGGGUGAUGUCGUCGCCAGCUUUGAAGAGAGCGCUGUCGAAAAGAAGCCCGAUCAGGCUGCCGAGAAGUACGAGCCAACAUCAUUCCUUAAGAGAUAUCCCGUCAGUUUGGUCAAUGUUGAGAAUCUCGUUGAUGAGCCCUACGACCCUAAGAGCCCUGUAAUCCGCGCCGUCACCAACGAGAUCGUCAACGUUUUCAAGGAGGUUGCUACAAUGAACAACCUCUUCCGAGACCAAAUCUCCACCUUUUCCAUGAGCCAGUCCACCGGAAACGUCACAUCGGAGCCCGCCAAGCUUGCCGAUUUUGCUGCUGCUGUGUCGUCAGGCGAGCAGAAGGAGCUGCAAGAGGUGCUUGGAUGUCUCAACGUGGAGGAGAGGAUGCAGAAGGCUCUCGUGGUUCUCAAGAAGGAGCUCAUGAACGCCCAGCUCCAGUCUAAGAUUAGCAAGGAUGUGGAGAACAAGAUCAGCAAGAGACAACGAGAAUAUUGGCUCAUGGAGCAGAUGAAGGGUAUUCGUCGCGAACUCGGCCUCGAGUCUGAUGGCAAGGACAAGCUGGUCGAGAAGUUCAAGGAAAAGGCCAACAACCUCGCCAUGCCCGAGGCAGUUCGCAAGGUCUUUGACGAGGAACUCAACAAGCUUGCUCAUCUCGAAACAGCUGCAUCCGAGUUCAACGUUACCAGGAACUACUUGGACUGGCUAACCCAGAUCCCCUGGGGCAGGAGGAGCGCCGAGAAUUUCGGUAUCCCCAAUGCCGUUAAGAUCCUGGACGAGGAUCAUCACGGCCUUAAGGAUGUCAAGGACCGUAUCCUGGAGUUCAUCGCUGUUGGUAAACUCCGAGGUACUGUUGAAGGCAAAAUCCUUUGCUUCGUCGGACCUCCUGGUGUGGGUAAGACAAGUAUUGGAAAGUCGAUUGCCCGUGCUUUGAACCGCGAGUACUACAGAUUCAGUGUCGGUGGUCUCACGGAUGUUGCUGAGAUCAAGGGUCACCGAAGAACCUAUGUCGGUGCCCUCCCCGGCCGCAUGAUUCAGGCCCUGAAGAAGUGUCAAACUGAAAACCCCCUUAUUCUGAUUGAUGAGAUCGACAAGAUUGGUCGAGGUUACCAGGGCGAUCCUUCAUCAGCUUUGCUAGAGUUGCUCGACCCCGAGCAGAACAGCUCUUUCUUGGACCACUACAUGGAUGUGCCUGUGGACCUUUCCAAGGUCUUGUUUGUGUGCACUGCCAACAUGACAGAUACCAUUCCUCGACCUCUACUAGAUCGAAUGGAGCUCAUCACACUCUCCGGUUACGUUGCCGACGAAAAGAUGGCCAUUGCUCAGCGAUAUCUUGCUCCCGCUGCCAAGGAGACAGCUGGACUCCAGAACGCUGAUGUCACUUUGAGCGAGGAAGCAGUUGAGGAGCUCAUUAAGUCAUACUGCCGCGAGUCUGGUGUGCGAAACCUCAAGAAGCAGAUUGAAAAGGUCUACCGAAAGUCUGCCCUCAAGAUCGUCCAGGAGCUUGGAGAAGAGGUUCUUCCCGAAGAGGAGGCCCUGACCGAGGAGGGUAAAUCUGCUCUUGAGGAGGCUGAGAAGAACAAGAAGUCUGAAGAGGCAACUGAGGGCAAGGAGUCCAGCUCUAACGAGACUGGCGCGACUACGGAGAAGCCCCGCAAGGCUCUCAAGGUCCCAGACUCUGUCCACGUCGUUAUCAACAAGGAGAACCUUACCGAUUACGUCGGCCCUCCUGUGUUCACUUCCGAUCGUCUCUAUGAAGUCAGCCCCCCUGGUGUCUCGAUGGGUCUUGCUUGGACACAACUCGGCGGUGCUGCAAUGUACAUUGAGUCUAUCCUCCAAGCUCCUCUCCGACCAUCUACACGACCCCACCUUGAAAUCACUGGUAACCUUAAAAACGUUAUGAAGGAAUCCACCACCAUCGCCUAUUCCUUUGCUAAGUCUUUUAUGGUGAAGCGAUUUCCUGACAACCACUUCUUUAACAAGGCAAAGAUGCAUCUGCACGUCCCUGACGGUGCUGUCUCGAAGGAUGGCCCUUCGGCUGGUAUCACCAUGACCACUUCGCUGCUCUCCCUUGCUCUUGACGCACCUGUCAAUCCUACAGUUGCCAUGACCGGCGAGAUUACGCUUACCGGAAAGGUGCUGCGCAUUGGUGGUCUCCGUGAAAAGACUGUUGCUGCUCGACGUGCUGGCUGCAAGACUAUCAUCUUCCCUAAGGACAACAUGUCUGAUUGGCUAGAGCUACCUGAGAACAUCAAGGAGGGUCUUGAAGGUCACGCUGUAGCCUGGUACCCUGAGGUCUUUGACCUCGUCUUUCCCAAUAUCGACAAAAAGCAGGCCAACAAGUGCAAAAUAUGCGAGUGGAAGGCUCAGCAGAAGAAGAACGACCCCGAAUCAGCUGAAGAGGAGGACUAA
Fusarium sp. VM40 is the source of this 3351-nucleotide messenger RNA. The record is from the annotation of a GenBank genome assembly. Lineage: Eukaryota; Fungi; Ascomycota; Sordariomycetes; Hypocreales; Nectriaceae.